ACCUCGUUCAUUAGCAGCAACUACAUCGAUCAAUACCACAAACCAAUCAUGGCAGCCAGAGAAACUGUCCUCAUCGUUGGAGCGACAGGAAACAUCGGCAUAGCCGCUGUCCUAGGCGCUCUCCGAGCUCAGCUCAGCGUUCUAGCAAUUGUUCGCAACCAAACCUCCGCCGACAAGCUCUUCCAGCAUAUCGGCACACAGCAGUAUGUAACUGUAGUGGAGGCUGACAUCACGUCAGACCAAGGCGUACAAGGUGUUGUGGAGCAAGUCAAAGCUGGAAAAUUACCAUCCUUCCAGCACGUCUACGCCGCGGCCGGUGGAGCGUACUGGACAACGCCGUUGAAGGACCUGAGCACGCAGGCCUUGCGCGAGUUCAUGAAUGUCAACUUUGAAACAAACUUUUUCGCAUAUCGCGCCACUAUACCAUACUUGCUGGAGCAGAACGCGGACAACAGCUCGUGGACGUUGUGCACAGGCUCGCAAGGGGAUCUCGGACUCCGUGCAGCGCCUGCCAUCUCACAAGGGGCGCUUUUCUCAAUGGCCAGUGCAGCUGCGCGUGAGAAUGUCGAGACGAAUAUCCGGUUUAAUGAGGUUUAUCUUGCGUGUCGGGUUGAGGUGGAUGAGUCUGCGGAGAAGACGGGGGCGAUGAGGGCGUCGCGGUUUGCUGAUCAUUAUGAGACGGUUCUUUCGAGGCCAGAGAUUAGGGGUUGUCGGAUUAGUGUUUUUGGAGAUGGCGAUUUGAGGGAGCUGAGGUGUGAGACGAAGAUAAAGAAUCCGGGAUGAGAAGUAUAGUAAGGAGUUUGAAGCGAGAUAGAGAUUAGCUUAUCAUUCUUAUAUGUAUAAGUCCUGCUUGUUUAAGU
Molecule: messenger RNA, 860 nt
Organism: Mytilinidion resinicola
Lineage: Eukaryota; Fungi; Ascomycota; Dothideomycetes; Mytilinidiales; Mytilinidiaceae
Product: putative short-chain dehydrogenases/reductase
Exons: 3
Coding region: 49-783 (244 amino acids)
Source: RefSeq, a predicted model, not a curated record